This is a messenger RNA of Vicugna pacos (alpaca), 2299 nucleotides long. NCBI's taxonomy places the organism in Eukaryota, Metazoa, Chordata, Mammalia, Artiodactyla, Camelidae. The record is from RefSeq and is a predicted model, not a curated record.
AAUGGGAAGGAAGCAGUGGGCAAUGGGAAUAGUGGGGAGGCAAAUUUUCCAAGGUUAUAGCCCCAAGAUAUGGCCCAGGGCCCAUGGUUUGAGGGCCCUGAGCAACCUCUGUUAGAGCCCCAGCAUUUAAACAACAUGGCUGUCAAGAAAGGAAAGACCAUGAAAUCAUCUAGGAGAAAUGUGAAAAGAACAUGGCAUUUUGUAUAAGAAUACAUGCAGUUAAAAUUGAUAUCAGAGUGACUACAGAGGUUAAGGAGGGCUGUACCCAUAAUUCGGCUAUCUGUGGAUGGUUUAGUGUAGCUGAUAUUUUGUAAUUUGUUAGUUCCACCUAUGAAAAUUAAUUCUGCUGGGUAGGAUAAAAUUAUCAUUAAACCCCAUCUUCUUUUUCUGAACAGUUUAGAUGAUGGAAGAUAUAGUGUUGUAGGUUUUAAACCUGAUUUUUGAUGUUAAAACUUUUUAUAAUUAUAUCAAUAUAGAUAAUUGAAUAGAAAAUAAACCCAUUGUUCUCUGCCUAUUUUUCUCAUUCUUUAUGCUUGAUUCGUCUUCUCACAAAAUUAAAUCUGACUUAUAUUCUUAAAGUAUUCUGAUCCUAACAAAAUCAUAUAUAGCUUCAAAUUUGAAUUUUAUUAGUGGGAUUAAUCUGGCCAGAGUUUCUUAAUUAUUCACUGGAACUCUAACCUUUGUGAGAUAUAACUCUCAUGUAUCCUAACUGGCAAUGACAGUCAAAUUAUGGCCACCGCAAGUCUAAAAUUGGAGAAAUAAUUUUUUCUUAAAGCAUAACCCAAGCAAGAUACUGAAGAGGUCAGGAAUAAUUGUGCAAACUGGUGUCCAAAUCAAAAAAUAGUCUUGGUCAAGAGAGAAUCUCCAGAAGCAUUAUUUCUAAAUUAUAUACUAGUAUUGUUUUUCAGUAAUUGAGAUGCAUACACAUUAUUUACAUGUACAUAAGCCAACAUAUGCAUGUGCUUAAUAAAAUAUCUUUAGAAUCUCUGUCAUAUGAAGAAAGAGCUUCAAGAUAUUAAAGUGAACUGAUUGAGAUUGUAAAGCAAAGUCACUGGUGCUCAGAACUUGGCAGAGAGAAUAAUCACUUAAGGGCUUUCCCCACCAAAAAAAAAAAGAAAUUUAGUCCCCCUAGAAAGACCUUGAAUCAAUGUCCAUGCUUAAAGCAUAAACAUCAGCAUUAAUAAAUAAAAAAGCUUCCCAAGUGAGUAUAAUGUAUGGGCAACUUUGAGAAACACUGAGUUCUAGGUGUUGAUGGAAUUAGAAACCUGAAAGUUGUGAUUUUGAGUCCAAAUACACUGGUAUUGCCAAGUCACCAUUUCCCCAAUUUUCUUUGCAGAUAAACCAUUUCUCAGCUGUGUCUGUCCUACAUUCACCAUAAAAGCAACAUUAUGAUUAGGAGCAUGAAUAAGUUCAUUCUGUAUGGGUUAACACAGGCUGUUCUAAAGGAGAAACUAGUACUUGUGAUCUUCUUGCUUCUAUACCUUGCAACUCUUGGCAAACUUCCAUAUUGUGAUGAACAUAAGAUGUAGUCAGACACGUGGGAGCCCAUGUACUUCUUCCUUUUCUGUUUAUCCUUUGCUGAUGCCUGUUUGUCAACAACCACUGCACCUAGGUUGAUUGUAGAUUCUGUAUGUGAGAAGAAAGUCAUCUACAAAGAAUGCCUGACCCAGAUCUUUGCAGGUCACUUCUUUGGGUGCGUGGAAAUCUUGGUGCUGAUUCUCAUGUCCUUUGAUCAUUAUGUGGCCAUUAUUAAGCCCCUGAGAUACACAACCAUCAUGAUCCAGCAUGUCUGUGGUGCAUUGGUGAAUCUGACCUGGGUGGGGUCUUGCAUCCAUUCUUCAACACAGAUCCUCUUGGCUCUGAAAUUACCCUUCUGAGGUCCCAGUGUUACCAAUCACUAUUUCUGUGAUAUGCAGCCUUUACUGGAACUUGCCUGCAUGGAUAUUUAUGUCAUCAAUCUACUCAUUGUUUUUAACAGUGGGUACAUAUGCAUGGUGAGUUUCAUAAUGCUGCAUAUCUCCUAUGUUUUCUUCUUACAUUCUCUGAGUAAUCAGAGUGUAGAAGGAAGAAGGAAAGCCCUAUCCGCCUGCACCUCCCACAUUAUUGUUAUCACCGUAUUCUUUGUACCGUGUAUAUUCACAUACAUUCACCCUCUAACUGUAUUUCCAGUGGACAAGAUUGUGGCUGUGAUUCACACUAUUGGGACACCCUUGCUCAACCCUCUGAUUUAUACUCUGAGGAAUGUAGAAGUCAAAACUGCCAUGAGAAAGUUAUGGUGCAACAAACUCUGACUUGGGGU